Molecule: messenger RNA, 2613 nt
Organism: Pyrenophora tritici-repentis Pt-1C-BFP
Lineage: Eukaryota; Fungi; Ascomycota; Dothideomycetes; Pleosporales; Pleosporaceae
Product: UBP5, Ubiquitin C-terminal hydrolase
Biological process (GO): protein deubiquitination
Cellular component (GO): nucleus; cytosol
Molecular function (GO): cysteine-type deubiquitinase activity
Source: RefSeq, a predicted model, not a curated record
AUGCCGCCCCAGGCCCAAUCGCCCGUCCACCACAAUCCCUAUGCUGCCCCCUACCACCACAUGCAGCAGUAUGGCCUUCCCCACGGCUAUCCCCAGCACAUGCAGCCCAUGCAACAGUGGUACCCUUCUUACCAGCAGCCCCUACCACCGCCGCCGCCGCAAUAUGCCAUGCCCCCGCGCCAGUUUCAGCCGCAGCCCCAUGCAUCGCCUGUAGUCGUUUCUUCACAUCUUCACAUGGUGCCGCCAGUCAACCGGGCCAUGGGGCAAACGCCCCCCAUUGUCCAUUCGCGCACCCCGCCAGUGCCGCGCAUGCCUACGCCUCAAGCCGCGCCCUCAACCCCUUCGGUUCACUCGCAGACGCACAUGUCUUCCUCGACCCCGCAGACCAGCGCCACCGUCGACAGCCCUCCGCCUGUCGUCGAGCCAAAGCCAGUCCCGGCAGCUCCCCUGACCCCGCAGUCGACCACGUUCAAGCCCUUCUAUCCGCCUCUACCCUGGCUCUCUGUUCCUGACGCCGAAUUUCCCCCGCGCGCCUCACGGGGACGGAGACGGCGGAGGGCUCCUGUGUCUACCGAGGAACAGGGUCUCGCCCUGCCCUCCCGAGAGCAGGCUGUCGACCAAGGUGCCACUGAGGAAGCUGAUCAGGACACUGAAGGCCACCUGACUCCGACCGAGGAGCCCGAGGAGUCGCAGGCGUCCACCAUCGCCGGUCCCUCUGAUGCUGAGGUCGACACACCCUCUACCUCGCACCCGCCCUCCGAAGUCGAUCUGGCGCAGCCCACGACUCCGUCCACGACGACACCUUCGACUGCGCAAACAUCGGUCCAGACCUCUGUACCCAAGAAACACGCCCGCAACUCCACCAUACCCGCUGUGCCCCGCGUCCCCAUCAGGAACGCCAAGGCGCCAAGCGCAGCUUCUACCACACAGCAGUCGGUUAAGGCUCCUGCCAUAGCUGAGCAUGAGUCUACGCAAGCUCAAGAAACCACUGCGACUACUUCAGAAGCUGGUGGUAAUGCUGAAGAGACCCCAAAGUCGUCUCCGCCGAAGCCUAUGGCACCAAAGUCAUGGGCAGAGCUACUUCGAGCAAAGAAUGCCCCAGCCCCAGCGCAACCGGCUCCUACUCCUAAUGGCACUGUGGCUGCUCCCAGCGGCCCGGUUGUCCCAAAGAGCAACACGCUUGCCGAUAUCUUGGCCUCUUUCUCUGUCGAUUCGGAGAAAAAGGUCUCCUUUCUUGAGCCCCGCGGUCUUGUCAAUACGGGCAAUUUGUGCUAUAUGAAUUCCAUCCUUCAGGUUCUUCUUUUCUGCGUUCCUUUCUACGACUUUCUGGAUCAGGUCGCUAAGCGCGCUGUGCAUAGCUUCAAGUCCGAGACUCCUUUGGUCGAUGCGAUGAUUAUGUUUUUGCGCGACUUCAAGCUCAUUGACUCAGCUGCAACUGUUGAACAGCUUCGUCUUCGGUUGAAAGGCAAUGAUCUGGAGCAGUAUGGUGAGCCGCUGACUCCGGAGUACGUGUACGAUGUGAUCAAGCGUCUUCCUCGUUUCGACAAUAUGAAGCGUGGCCAGCAAGAGGAUGCGGAAGAAUUUCUAGGAUUUUUGCUUGCUGGGCUGCAUGAUGAGUGUGUUCAUAUCAUCAAAACCGGAAAACAGAGCCAGCCUGCAGACACUAUCACAUCACCCAAGACUGAGCGGUCCGGUUCAGUGGAUGGCGGCUGGGAAGAGGUCGGACACAAACAGAAAACAGCUGUUACUCAAAACUCUGGUGCUAUUGACAUCGAGAGUCCCGUUACCAAGAUCUUUGGCGGCAAACUCCGAUCCGAGUACAAGAGGCCCGGCGAGAAGGCUUCGGUCACGCUGGAGCCAUAUCAGCCGCUUCAACUCGACAUUGGCGAGCAGAACAUAAACAACAUCUCCGAUGCUUUAAAGAACCUUACUCGUCUGGAGACACUGGAUGGUGCCGCACGCGGUGCCAAAGCGUCGACGAAGCAAGUACACAUCGAGACAUUGCCACCAGUCCUGAUUCUUCACCUUAAACGCUUUCACUACGACGAGAAGGGCCCCCAGAAGAUCUGGAAGAAGAUCGGGUACCCAUUGGAGCUGGAGCUUCCCAAGGAAGUCUUCCCUCCACACAAACGAGGAAGCUACCAAGUUCAGGGAGGCUUCCCCCGCUACAGGCUGACAGGCGUUGUGUACCAUCAUGGAAAGAACGCCAGCGGUGGCCAUUACACGGUUGACAUUCGCCGACAGGAAGGAAGGGAGUGGAUCCGUAUGGACGACACCAUGAUCCGGCGUAUCCGCGCCGAAGAGGUUGCCGAGGGUGGUGCUGAGGAGGAUCCCAAGGUUCUAGCAGCUGCCCUCGAACAGCACAAGAACGAUGCUGGGAAGAGCAAGAAUUUCUUCACUCAGCUCGACAUGGAAGAGGAAGAGCCGGAUAAAGGAGGAUGGAACCAGGUCAACGGUUCCGAGAAGCAGAAGGAUGGCGGCAAGAAGUGGAGCGGUGUUGUCAACGGAACGGCAACACCCAAUUCAGCAGGCAAGAGGACGCCGCUUCCCAAGGAGAAUGUACGCGACAACAAGGUGGCGUACAUCCUGUUCUACCAGCGCAUUGAAACCUGA